AAAUACUGAUGCACUUCGCAGAUAUUUAAUGCUAAACCAAGAACUGAUAGGUAAACCAAGGAAUGAAAAUGAUCAAGGUUGUGGUUUCUAUGUGUCUUCUGUCAGGUGUCAUAAGGAUCGCGCAAACAUGUUCUCACGAUCAUGAUUGCAAGCAUCAUUCCUGUCAGGGUAGCCAACCACAUUGUUCUCAACAUCGAUGCCAUUGUGAGUCUACGCUGCUAUCUUGUCUGCGAUCGUCUGAUUGUUCUCAUCACACGUGCUCCAGUCCGCUGCACCCAUACUGUUACCAUUCACAUCAUUCCAGUUCAAGGUGUGCUUGUCAAGAAUGCACACAUGACGAGGACUGUGUAUGCGCAGAUUUAAAGAAGACGCCGCAUUGCUACUAUGAUCGCCAUAGUCAUGAUAGACAAUGCUAUUGUCGUACUCCUCCAACAACUUCAACAGCCAUAGAUUCAACAAAGACUGAAACAACAGAUGUUACUACACCAUCUUCUCCAAGUAUUGCAGCUGGUGUAACGGGUUCCACAAAGGCAUCGAUAAGUUGUCAUCAGCAUGCCCAAUGUGUUGAUCAUGUGUGUCCUGCCGACCUUCAUCCUUAUUGCAGAUAUAAUGAUCAUUCAACCUCGUGCGAUUGUACAGUUUGCACAGACGAUUCACAUUGCACACAAUGCAGCUCUGGGGUGAUUGGGAACUGUGAAUUUAACCUUACAACUCGUAUCUAUAGCUGUCAUUGUGAUUCGCCAAAUACGCACUCCACUUCGUCCUCUACACAACAUACAACAACUUUAGACUCGACGACUCCGACUUCAGCCUCACAAGUCACUGAAUCGUCAACUGGACAGAGUACGAGCCACGUGUCUAGUACCACAGGAACUAAACCUAGAGUUUCCAGAAAAUGCCAUGUGUGUGGUAACUCGAGCAACUCGAUAUCCUGCGACACGAGGACUAUUUACUUGGGUAAUUUACAGACCUGUCCACAGGGUGAAGAUUUCUGUAUGACUGACAUUAUCCACGAUGGGCAAGCCAAUCCAAACAUAUACAAAAGAUGUGUCACGGAACAUGAAUGCCGGUACAAAUGGCUGCAGCAGACGUCUGACCUGGAAUAUUGUAUGAAAUAUGGAGACGUUCCCAUGACAGGUCCCUACAGCUGCCACUUCUGUUGUGUGUCGGACGGAUGUAACGCUGGACUAAUUCCGGAUAAAUCCAACUACUAUUCAAAAGCAUAAAUAUAAGCGACGAUUGUUCAGUGUGUUUAACAAUGGACUGAACAGAAGAAUAAUCAAUGAAAGUAUUUCAAAAUCUCA
This is a messenger RNA of Ostrea edulis (European flat oyster), 1304 nucleotides long. RefSeq lists its product as uncharacterized. The transcript has 11 exons. NCBI's taxonomy places the organism in Eukaryota, Metazoa, Mollusca, Bivalvia, Ostreida, Ostreidae. The record is from RefSeq and is a predicted model, not a curated record. The coding region runs from base 63 to 1226 and encodes 387 amino acids.